This is a messenger RNA of Gryllus bimaculatus (two-spotted cricket), 2460 nucleotides long. Lineage: Eukaryota; Metazoa; Arthropoda; Insecta; Orthoptera; Gryllidae. The record is from the annotation of a GenBank genome assembly.
GUACGAGUACUACUGGAUAUAGACGCUACACGUUUAGGAGAAUACAAAGAAUUGAGAAGCCAUACAUUUCAUCGGAUUGUCUUCAACUUUCCUCAUGUUGGAGGAAAAACAAAAAUUCACUUGAAUCGAGAAUUGUUAUGCAACUUUUUUAAAAGUUGUACUCCUUUGUUGGCUCUGGGGGGAAUUGUAAUUGUGUCAUUAUGUCGUGGUCAAGGUGGGUCAAAUCGUGAGACAGCUUGUCGACAAUAUGCUGACACAUGGAAAGUUGUGGAAAUGGCUGCUCAUGGAGGGCUUGUUCUCAAUGCUGUUGAGCCAUGGGUACAGAAUUCACCUUUAGGGAAUUAUUCUUGCGUAGGACGUCGCAGUCGUGAUUCCUCUUUUAAAAGAGAAGGUGCACUGGUACAUGUAUUUUGCAUAGCACCUGUCCCCUUUGAGUUUGUUAAAAAGAGUUCAAAUGUAAUGAAUAUUCAGCAAAUAGUAUUGCCCGAAGGAACUGUUAACUGUUCUCACCUUCAAAGUAACCUUUUGAAGAAAAGUUUAGUUUUUGACAAUUCUUCAACACUUUAUUAUCUUUUGCAAAGCCUUGUGAUGUAUAGUAAUAAAACCUACCAUACUAAGACAUGUCAAGUGUCACCAGUAAUGAGCAAUGGUGAAUUGCGUCAUUUUGAAGAUAUAGGUUCUUUGAUUGAGGAAUUAAAACAAGAACAGUAUUGGGGAAAUUACCAUAUACAGCUCUUUUGGGGAACUGCUUUUGUAAAUGUAGGAAGGGAUUUCACAUCAGCACCUGCAUCAUGUUAUGUAGUACUGUUGGGAUCAAAGUCACUUUCUCUUUGUCAGGAAUGGUUGACUGAAAUACAUUGUUCCUCUGAGAUAUUUUUAAAUGUUGUGAAAGAAGUAGACCCAAAUACAUGUUUACUCUACUUGGAUGAGUUGGCAUUGAAUCUGUUUCGCCUGUCAGGUUGGCAUGAGCUAUGGGCCUUGGGGGCUAAAGUUGUAAUUGAUGAAAAAGGUUUGCUUUCAUGGAAACCUGUAAGCAUUUCUCCUCCUUCUUUUACAUUUGACUUAAGUGUGGCUCACCAGCUAGAGCCACCUGACAUUGAAUUAAUAUGCCAAGUGUUGUGGCAAUUAGUUGGAGAAAUUGUACAUUGUGUUGAAGUUGUGGAUAACUACAAAUCACCAGAAGGUUGGUUCAGCAAGUGCCUGAGAGUGACCUACUGUUCAUACGAAAUUGCUUUACACAGGUCUUUGGUUGUAAAAUUACAACAAGAAGUGAUAGGUCCUGCAUUAGAACAACACCUGGGGAUGACAAUGUUGCUGUUACAUAGAUCAUUAUUUUGCAGACCAGUGACAGAAGUACUUUUCACACAAUUUUCAAGACUGCUCAAUACAUCUGAAAUUCCAGCAGUAUUGCGGGAUAGAAAGAGUAAAUCACAACGCAAAGAUACGUUGAAGAGGUUUGUUGAUAGUAUUAGAGUUCGGGCAAUGGGGGGCAACGGUGGAGAUGGCUGUGUCUCCUUUAUGAAAUUGUGGUGCAAUCCUAAUGCUGGUCCUGAUGGUGGUGAUGGAGGGAAUGGUGGCCACAUACUCCUUCAAGCAAGUGCAGAGGUGUCUGAUCUGCAUCAUGUUAAAACUAUUUUGAAAGCAGACGAUGGUGAAAAAGGUUACAAUGACCACUGCCACGGGCACAGUGCAUCACACACUGUGAUCAAGGUUCCUCUUGGAACAGUAGUGAAAAAUAGCUCUGGAAUAAUAGUUGGGGAUCUCCUUGAAGAAGGUGCAAUGUUUGUUGCUGCACGUGGUGGUGCUGGGGGAAAAGGGAACCAUUUCUUUGCUUCUGACACCAAUCAAACUCCUCAAGUUGCUGAGUAUGGAGCCAAUGGAGAAGAUAACAUUUAUUACCUGGAAUUGGCAAAGAUAGCUCAUGUGGGACUGAUAGGCUAUCCUAAUGCUGGCAAAAGUACAUUACUACAAGCUAUUUCUCGAGCACGGCCAAAAGUAGCUCCCUAUCCUUUUACUACUCUACACCCUCAUCUUGGAAUUGUGAAUUAUGAAGACCAUGAGCAAAUCGCAGUUGCUGAUUUGCCUGGCCUUAUUCCCAAUUCUCAUUGCAAUAAAGGAUUAGGAAUAGCUUUCCUCAAACAUGCCGAAAGAUGUCCUAUAUUGCUGUUUCUCCUAGAUGCAUCCGAAGAUGACCCAUGGGAAGCUUUGAACAUCCUACGUGAUGAAAUGAGGCAUUUUAGUGUCAGUAUGUUGUCAAGACCACAUCUUGUGGUUGCUAACAAAAUGGAUUUGCCUUCUGCCCAGAAGAAUUUUCCUCUUAUGAAAUUAAACAUCAAUGAACCUAUCAUUCCCAUAUCAGCAAAGAGUGGCACUAAUUUACACAUUUUACUUAGUAAGAUUCGUGAAAUGUAUGAUGUAAAUAAAAGGAAAUUUGUGGAAAAGGAAGAUCAAAUUUCUUGA